GAGCGGCUUCCGGCCGCGCCGCAGGAAGCGGAAGAGCCGGGAAGAUGGCGGCGGGGAGGGCUCGGGGCAGGCGGGGGAUGGCGGCCGCUGCGGGGAGCCCUCGGCUCCCGGCCUGGUGCGGGCCGCUGCGGGGGCUGCUCCUCGCCGUGCUGGCGGCGGGCUCCUGCCAGGGGAACUCCGUGGAGAGGAAGAUCUACAUCCCCCUGAACAAGACGGCGCCGUGCGUUCGCCUCCUGAACGCCACCCACCAGAUCGGCUGCCAGUCCUCCAUCAGCGGGGACACGGGAGUGAUCCACGUGGUUGAGAAGGAGGAGGACCUCAACUGGGUUCUUGCUGAUGGCCCCCACCCACCCUACAUGAUAUUGCUGGACGGGAACCUUUUCAACAGGAAGGUACUGAUGCAGCUGAAGGGAACCUCCCGAGUGUCAGGCCUUGCCGUGUCCAUUGCCAAACCUAACCCUCCCCAGGGGUUCUCUCCUGGUUUGAAGUGCCCCAAUGACGGGUUUGGUGUCUAUUCCAAAGAUUACGGCCCUCAAUAUGCACACUGCAAUACGACUGUGUGGAAUCCUGUGGGGAGUGGGCUUUCAUAUGAGGAUUUUGACUUCCCGAUUUUUCUGCUUGAAGAUGCCAACGAGACUCAAGUUAUUAAGCAGUGUUAUCAAGACCAUAAUGUCCCUCGUGAUGGAUCUGGCCCUGAGUACCCUCUGUGUGCCAUGCAGCUUUUUUCCCACAUGCAUGCUGUCACCAGCACUGUUACAUGCAUGAGACGCAACUCCAUCCAAAACACGUUCAGCAUUAACCCAGAGACCGUAUGUGAUCCGCUUCUUGAUUACAAUGUGUGGAGCACCUUGCAACCUAUCAAUUCCUCUGGAAAAGUCGAUCGCGAGCAGGAAGUUAUCAUUGUCGCUACACGAAUUGACAGCCAUUCCUUCUUCUGGAACAUUGCACCCGGGGCAGAGAGUGCCGUCUCCUCUUUUGUGACCCACUUGGCUGCUGCUGAAGCUCUUCAUAAAGCGUCAGAUGUUCAUUUGCUACAAAGAAAUAUAAUGUUCACCUUCUUCCAAGGGGAGACCUUUGAUUAUAUUGGCAGUUCACGAAUGGUGUAUGAUAUGGAAAAAGACAAGUUUCCUCUCCGUUUGGACAACAUUCAUUCAUUUGUGGAGUUGAAUCAGGUGGCUCUAAGGAACGGCUCCGUUUUAUGGAUGCAUACAGACCCCGUCUCUUGGAUGAAUGAAUCUGUUCAAACACAGGUUAGAAACCUGCUCGAUAUUCUGCGUAAUAGCAGCGUGGGAGCAAAUGUAACUUUGCAGGAAGCUGGAUAUUCGCAGCCUCUUCCUCCAUCUUCCUUCCAGCGCUUCCUUCGGGCCCGGCACAUCCCCGGAGUGGUCCUAACUGACCACCAGGCUGCCUUCCAGAACAGAUACUACCAGAGCAUGUACGACACUCCAGAGAACAUCCGGAUGCAAUACCCCGAGGGGCUUAGCCCCGAGGAGACCUUGGAAUAUGUCACAGACACAGCCAAGUCCCUGGCAGAAGUUGCCACAGUGGUCGCCCGUGCUCUCUACCGGCUUGCAGGGGGAGCCAACAACACCUCUGCUAUUCAGGCAGAUCCAAAAACGGUCACUCGAAUGCUUUAUGGGUUUCUGAUUAAAAUGAACAAUUCCUGGUUUCAGUCCAUCAUUAAGCCUGACCUAAAAGGGAUUCUUGGUGAUGUUCCCCAGCACUACGUCGCUGUUUCCAGCCCUGUGAACACCACCUAUCUUGUGCACUAUGUUCUGGCCAACCUCACGGGCACUGUUGUUAACCUCACCAAGGAAGAGUGUUUGAACCCUGAUAAAACACCAAACGCUGAGAAAGAACUGUAUGAUUAUGCCUGGGUGCAGGGUUCUCUGGACCCUAACUCGACAACACGAGUCCCCUACUGUGUUCGGUCAACUGUUCACCUAAGCAAAGCGCUCUCUCCUGCCUUUGAGCUGAGGCAGUGGGGAUCUACAGAGUAUUCCACGUGGACAGAGAGUCGGUGGAAGGAGAUCCGCGCCCGGAUAUUUCUGGUAGCCAGCAAGGAGCUAGAGAUAAUCACUUUGGUUGUGGGCAUUGCCAUUCUGGUCUUCUCCCUCCUCGCCACGCAUUUUAUCAACGCCAAAGCGGAUGUACUUUUUAGCAUCCCUCGGGACCCUGGGGCUGUGGCUUACUGAAGACGCUCUCAGGGGUUGAGAAGUCUUAGUCCUUGGAUUGCAAUUGUCAAAGAAGAAA
Molecule: messenger RNA, 2253 nt
Organism: Cygnus atratus (black swan)
Lineage: Eukaryota; Metazoa; Chordata; Aves; Anseriformes; Anatidae
Gene: NCSTN
Product: nicastrin
Exons: 17
Coding region: 45-2195 (716 amino acids)
Biological process (GO): protein processing; Notch receptor processing
Cellular component (GO): membrane
Source: RefSeq, a predicted model, not a curated record